AUGAAGCGCAUACUCAUCUUGGACGGCGGCCUCGGCACGUCCCUCGAGCAAAAAUACAACACCAAGUUCAACCCAUCCACACCCCUCUGGUCGUCCGACCUCCUCGUCUCCGACCCCGCCACGCUCCUCCAAUGCCAGAGCGACUUUGGAGACGUCCCCGUCGACAUCCUUCUCACGGCAACCUACCAAGUCUCCAUUGCAGGAUUCGCCGGCACCAAAACGCCCAAAUUUCCGCACGGCAUCUCACCACUGGAUAUUCCCCCGUUCCUGGAAACAGCCGUGGCCGUUGCGGAAAAUGCCACGCGCGCGCAUCACGGCACCGUGGCGCUCAGCCUCGGCCCCUACGGGGCGUGCAUGAUCCCGAGCCAGGAGUACAGCGGGGAAUACGACGACGCGCACGAUUCGCAAGAAGCCCUGUGCCAGUGGCACCGGGAAAGAAUGCAGCUGUUCGGCAGGGUGCGUGGCCUGGCCUCCCGGAUAGGGUACAUGUCCAUGGAGACGAUCCCCCGGGCGGACGAGAUUGCGGCCAUGCGCGCGGCGCUGGACCAGGUGCCGGAGCUGGCGGGCGUGCCGUUCUGGAUGUCGUGCUUGUAUCCGGGGGAUAGUCCGUGUCUGCCCAGCGGCGAGGCGCCGGAGACUGCGCUGCGAGCCAUGUUUGACUCGAGGGUGGCGAAGUCGGUUCCGUGGGGCGUGGGCAUCAACUGCACCAAGGUGUGGAAGUUGACGGCUCUGUUGAAGCAGUACGAAUCGGUGAUGGAUAUGUUGGUACAGGAUGGGACGUUGCUCGAGUGGCCGGCACUGGUUCUCUAUCCCGACGGGACAAAUGGGGAGGUGUACAACACGGUCACGCAGGUAUGGGAGGUUCCUGGUGAUGGAAGGGACGUGAGCAGGGUGCCGUGGGAGGAACAGCUUGCUGAGGUUGUGAGGGGGACGGAAGGGAGAGGGAAAUGGAGGCAGAUUGUGGUGGGCGGGUGCUGCAUGGCGAGUUGGCAGGAUAUAGCACGCCUUCGGGAGAUUCUGCUAACGGCAUGA
Metarhizium brunneum ARSEF 3297 is the source of this 1032-nucleotide messenger RNA. It is a transcript of the gene HMT1, whose product is annotated as Homocysteine S-methyltransferase 1. The record is from RefSeq and is a predicted model, not a curated record. Lineage: Eukaryota; Fungi; Ascomycota; Sordariomycetes; Hypocreales; Clavicipitaceae. Gene Ontology annotation, biological process: S-methylmethionine cycle. Gene Ontology annotation, molecular function: S-adenosylmethionine-homocysteine S-methyltransferase activity.